Messenger RNA from Chelonia mydas (Green sea turtle), 387 nucleotides. RefSeq names its product A-Raf proto-oncogene, serine/threonine kinase (gene ARAF). Bases 90 to 374 code for a protein of 94 amino acids. NCBI's taxonomy places the organism in Eukaryota, Metazoa, Chordata, Testudines, Cheloniidae. The transcript has 3 exons. The record is from RefSeq and is a predicted model, not a curated record. Gene Ontology annotation, biological process: signal transduction.
GUCCCCCCGGCCACGCCCAUUUGGUACUUUCAUUCAAGAUGGUGGCUGGUUCCUUGUGACAGGCCCUGCCCCCCCCCGUGGCUUCCCCCAUGCGGCGCUGCUCGGACUCCGCCUGCCCCGUCUCCAAUGGCCUGCACAUGGGGGGCCCGGUGCCCGUGGAGCCGCCCCGGGGCCCGGCGCCGGACGAGAGCCCCGCAGCCGAGCCGGGCCCGGCCGCCGGCACCGGCACCGUCAAGGUCUAUCUGCCCAACCAGCAGCGCACCGUGGUCAACGUGCGGCCGGGAGCCACCGUCUACGACGCCCUGGACAAAGCGCUGAAGGUGCGAGGGCUGAACCAGGACUGCUGCGCCGUGUAUCGGUGCCCAGCCGGGUGAGCGGGGCUGCGGG